GGUGAAGGACAAGGUCUGUCUAUUCCGCGACAGGAGGUACAGCUGAUAACAAGAAACAAAAGGCAAAACAAAAGAAGAAACAAGACAAGGAACAAGAGAAGGUGUUCGGCACAUUUCAAUUGCGGAUUUCCACUGGAUCAGUUUGCACCGGUAAAUGCAAUGUCGUUCUCUGAGUGAUCUUAAAUGCGUAACGUUAGCCUAAACGCUUCCUCUGGUAUCGCGCGCAGAAGUCAAGUGGCGCUUGGAAGUCUGUGAAAGUUUCUACGUUUUUUCUUCUGACCAAUAUUCUAUCGGAGUGAGAUUAUUUAUUAUUUAUGGACUUGUCGUUCUCCUGUGGAUUGUAGAAUCCAACGGUUUUUUGCGUGACAGAAUACAACAAAAUCCAAGACAUAGUGGAUUUUUCACCCAUCAAGAGUGAUUUCAAUCUUUUUCGCGUGAGGAUUCCUCACAGGUGCCACUAUCUGCACUGUGUGCGACAAGAAAUGGAUUUGGUGUUUCUAUAACGCACCUCAUCGAGAGAAAUAUAGAUCGUCACAUCCUUGUAUUUUUAAACAUUUUGUCUUUUCCUUUAUUUAUUUUUUUUUCUUCACUGAAUACUAAACGGUUUUUAACAAUACCGAUUUUAACAACCCACAACGCAACUGCCUGUUGGAAUUAUAAUCAUGAACUUUGUUACCAGUUCGGUACAAUUAUUUUUUGCGGCGCUUCUUCAUCUCUCCGCUUUAAAGGCUGCCCACAUACCCAAGGAAGGGGCAAAGGGCAAAAAUGAAGUGGUUUCAUUCAUGGAGGUUUAUAACAAAAGCUGGUGUCAGACACGGGAAAUGCUGGUGGACAUCAUCCAGGAGUACCCUGACGACAUCGAUCACACGUACAUCCCGUCGUGCGUGGUGCUCCGGCGCUGUGCGGGCUGCUGCAAUGACGAGGCCCUCGAGUGCGUCCCCACGGAAACACGCAACGUCACUAUGGAGGUAAUACGAACGAAACAGCGCGUAUCGCAGCAUAAUUACCAACUGAGUUUCACAGAGCACACAAAGUGUGAAUGCAAGCCAAAGCAAGAGGUGAAAGUAAAGAAAGAAAACCACUGUGAGCCUUGCUCAGAGAGAAGAAAGCGCUUGUAUGUUCAGGACCCUGACACCUGUAAAUGUUCCUGCAAAUUCACACAAUUACAUUGCAAGUCCAGACAACUUGAGUUAAACGAAAGAACUUGCAGAUGUGACAAACCUAGAAGAUGAUAAGAGGAGAAGUGGAAUGGACACUGAAUGAAGGAAAAUUUUCUAGGCACAGCACUUUUAACUCCCCGAGGAUGCAUUCCCUUGACAGACUGAAAAA
Chanos chanos (milkfish) is the source of this 1329-nucleotide messenger RNA. RefSeq names its product vascular endothelial growth factor Aa (gene vegfaa). The record is from RefSeq and is a predicted model, not a curated record. The transcript is spliced from 7 exons. Gene Ontology annotation, molecular function: heparin binding; vascular endothelial growth factor receptor binding; chemoattractant activity. Gene Ontology annotation, biological process: induction of positive chemotaxis; vascular endothelial growth factor signaling pathway; vascular endothelial growth factor receptor signaling pathway. Lineage: Eukaryota; Metazoa; Chordata; Actinopteri; Gonorynchiformes; Chanidae. The coding region runs from base 663 to 1232 and encodes 189 amino acids. Gene Ontology annotation, cellular component: membrane.